Molecule: messenger RNA, 648 nt
Organism: Entrophospora candida
Lineage: Eukaryota; Fungi; Glomeromycota; Glomeromycetes; Entrophosporales; Entrophosporaceae
Source: the annotation of a GenBank genome assembly
AUGGAACACUUGAUAUCUCUUUAUGAUUAUUCAGUUUCGGGAAAUUGUUACAAGGUCAGAUUAUUACUUUCGUUAUUGAGGAUACCAUAUAAUCGUAUAGAGGUCAAUAUUAAAAAAGACCAAUCUAAAUCUGAUUCAUUUCUAAAUGACGUAACACCAACUGGUAGAAUUCCAUUACUUGCAAUACCAAAAGAUUAUAUUCAUCCGCUAACAAAACUGUCAUUUUCACCCACCACAACAUCCAUAAACUCCAGCUCUAGUUCUAAUGAAGACGAAACAAAAGAAAAAGACGAAAAGGAUUUUAUUUAUUUGACAGAAUCAAAUGCAAUAUUAAAUUUGUUUGCAGAUGGUACACCAUUACUACCAUCCACACCAAUAGAGAGAGCCAAAACAUUACAAUGGUUAUUCUGGGAGCAAAAUUCACAUGAACCAAAUAUUUCAGUUUCCAGAUGGUGGAUAACAUAUCUUGACAAAGGCGAAGAUCCCGAGUAUCUGAAUCAGAUAGUAUUGAAAAACAAACAAGGAUAUGAAGCGUUGAAUAUUAUGGAGGAACAUUUGGUGAGCAAUGAAUUUUUUGUGGGAAAUAAGUUUAGUAUUGCUGAUAUUGCAUUGUAUGCAUAUACACAUGUUGCUGAAGAAGAAGAGUAG